AUGCAAUUAGCUCCAACCUUGUCAUCACAAGAUAUUACAUUACACGAAAAGGAAGCUGUAAGAAUUUCGAUUUCUCAAAUUAGUCUACUAAUUAUCUCACUUUCCGAAGAAAAUUUUAUUUCUAUUGAAAGACAAAUUAACCAUUUGUUAGACAAAUCGCCAAUUGUACUAUAUUUCUGUUAUUGGUCAAGAUUAUUAUCCUUAACUUCGCAAUAUCUGAAAUCAAACCAAUUCAAACUCAAUCCAAAGAAUUUAACGCAAAGAUUACUCAUUAAUUUAUUUGAAGAAUUAUCUUUUAAAUCACAAGAAUUUAUUAUUCAAAUUGUCUCGGUUUUAUUCAAAAAUAAUUCCUUCCAAUACGAUACAGGUUUAACAUACGAAGAAUUCUUAGAAAUUUCCAAAAAUUUAAAUAAUAAAUUAAUCUCUGAAAAGCUGUUUGGACAGGAUAAUCUCUUAAAAAACUUACAUAGCCAAAAAGAAAACGAUACACAUACAACCGGAAACAAAAUGAACAAUACACGAUUAUUAAUUAACUUGAUAAACCAAUCUGACUUAAGCUCAAUCCAAUCAAACUUUAUUGAUGUUAUUCAUUCAUUAGAAGGUGAAAAUUUAAAUGAGAUGAUUGCAUUAUUGCUGUCUGAAAUAUUAUCACCAAAUUCACAAAACGUUCAGAAUAAUACGCCAAACAACUGGUUCACUCCAGAUAAUAUUGUCAGUGCAACAAAAAUUGGCGUUGAAAUUUCAGCCGCUUUAAAGACUUUAGAGAAUGAUAAAAACGAUUCAAUCAAUUGGAACCGUAUAUUUAAUUUAAUGUCAACAAAAUAUUUUUUGAAUAUUCAAGUAAAGCCAACCAUUGCCUCACUAAGUACAUUAUUUGCUUCGUUAAGUAAAGGUCCAGUAAUUGACGAUUUUUUUAGUUGUGAUUGGAACAUUUCCUUUAAAUUAAAUCUUGCAUUCUUAUUACACCAAUGGUCACCACAAAAUGGUUGUUAUGAUUUGUUAUCAAUUGAUGAUAUGAAAACAGUAACUGAUAAAAUCACAAAUUCAAAACACUCUUUAGUAUAUUUGAUGUCAAUUGCUACUCUAGAUAUUGAAAUAUUUCUUUUAAGAGAUGAAUUGAAUAAUCAUGCAUUAUUACCUUAUUUUCUAGAGUUUUUUUUCGAGGAUUUUAGUGUUGUACCAGAAUUACUUGCAUUCGCGGUCAUAUCAUCCGCAAGACACUUUGUAUUACUAAUUGAAUCGAAGGCUCCAGUUGACGAAUUGAUAAUUACAUUAUUAGUUCAAGUAUUUGAAAAAGCUCCGACAUUUUUUGAAGAUUUAAUAAAAAUUAUUCCAGAUGAUGAUAAAUUGGUUGAAAUUGCAAGAAUAAUUUUGUCCAAAAAAAAUUUACCAAUGGCAAACUUCUUUAAAAGUUUAGAACAUGAAAAUAAAUUGGAAUAUGUCAUUAAUAAAUUACCUUUUUCAGAGGCUUUUGAAGUUUUGCCCAGUGCUAGGAAAGCUGGAUGGAAGGGUUUUGAACAAUACAUUUCAGAUAACCUUAACUCGAAUUCAAUCCCUGUUAUUUUACAUGGACUGGAUGCUCAGUCAAAAUUAACUGAUGCCAAUACUCCGUUCAGAUCUUCUAAAGUCUUUGAUCUUGCCGCUUUGCACUUUUUAAUUAAUAAACUAAUAAACUAUCCACUUGCACCAGAAGAACGCCAAGCCUUUGAAACAUUACAAUUUACUUUAAUUAUUGCAUUUCCUCGUUUAAUUAAUUUCGGUUAUGGCCAUGAUGAGGCUAUUUUGGCAAAUGGUGAUUUAGUGGCAAUUCCAACUGAUAUUGAAAAGGACAUGCAAAACUACUUGCAAAAGAUGUAUAGUGGUGAACUUGCUAUCAAAGAUAUUAUUGAUAUAUUGAGAAAGUUAAGAGACAGUGAUAACCCAAGAGAUCAAGAUGUCUUUUCUUGUAUGACACAUGCUGUCUUAGCAGAGUCAACAUUUUUUAAAGAUUAUCCUUUAGAGGCUUUGGCUACCACUUCUGUUUUAUUUGGUUCUAUGAUAUUAUUCCAGUUACUAAGAGGUUAUACAUUAGAUGUAGCACUAAGAAUCAUUGCUAAUUUCGCUAAAGAAGGUCCUGAUUCUAAAAUGUUCAAAUUUGCUAUUCAAGCUUUGUAUGCUCUCAAAAUUCGUUUAAUUGAUUUGCCUCAAUAUUGUAGGGAUUUAUUAAGUCAAGCACCUGGUCUUCAAACACAGCCACAAGUUUAUCAAGCUAUAAAAGAAGUAGCAAUGUCUGAAAAUGCUGGUGAGUCAAAAAAUCCAUCCCAACCAGUUGUUGAAUUCAUUCCAUUAAAAUAUUUUACUGUUGACAAACUAAACUCUCAAAUCAUGCAACAAAACCCCCCUAAAGAAGUAACCGAAAAAGUCUUGUUUGUAGUAAAUAACAUGACCUUAGAUAAUUUUGAUUCAAAAGUUCCUGAACUUCAAUUAAUCUUAGGACCAAACUACUUUUCAUGGUUUUCUAAUUAUCUGGUAAAUCAAAGAGCUAAAACAGAGCCAAACAAUCAUAAACUUUAUGCUAAAAUCAUUGUAUACCUAGAUUCAGACCUAUUACAUGAAUUUAUGGUUAACACAACAUACAGACAGCUAUUUAUUAUCCUAGCGACAAAAGACAUUUCAUCUAUUGAUAAGAAUCACUUAAGAAACCUAUCAUCAUGGUUGGGUUGUAUCACUUUGGGUAUCAACAAACCAAUUUUGCAUAAGCAUGUUGCUAUGAGAGAGCUCUUAUUAGAAAGUUAUCAUGAAAAAAGAUUAGAUUUAAUUGUACCAUUUGUUACUAAAGUUUUACAAAAUGCUGCAGACUCAAAAAUAUUUAAACCUCCAAAUCCAUGGACAGUCGGUAUUCUAAAAAUUUUGUUAGAGUUAAAUAAAAAAGCUAAUUGGAAACUAAGUUUAACAUUUGAAGUUGAAGUUCUUAUGAAAACAUUUAAAUUACCUAUGGAUAGUAUUGAACCAACCAAUUAUUUAAAUGUUCCGGAUAUUGUGGAUGAACUAGCAGGAAACCUAAAUAAAAUGUCUGUUGAACAGCAUCAUUUAGAACAAAGAAGACAAAUAAUGCUAAUGCAACAAUAUCAACAACACAUGAUGAUGUCACAGCAAAGACAGCAACACCUCGUAUCUGGUGUCUUAGCACCCCCUGUAGAACAUGGCCCAGUUCCAAUUGAUAACACUCCCUCAGCAGACAAUCCCUUCAGUAAUCUAGUAGGUUCUACAAUAUUUGUAACUCAUCCAGAUUUGAGACGUGUUUUUCAAAUGGCAAUUGCAAAAUCUGUUAGAGAGCUGCUGCUACCAGCUGUAGAAAAAUCAUCUAGUAUUGCGGUAAUUACUACAUCAAAAAUUGUAUUAAAGGAUUUUGCAACCGAACCUGAUGAAAUGAAAUUAAAGGCAGCAGCUGUUACAAUGGUUAGACAGCUUGCACAAAGCUUAGCUAGAGCUACAUCUUUAGAAUUGUUAAAAGAAAGUACUCGUUCCACCACCCAAUCUCUUGCACCUAAUUUAAUGAACAUGAUACCUUCGCCUAUGGAUGAAUUAGAUAAAGCCAUAAAUGAUAACAUUGGGUUAGCAUUGGCAUUAAUUGAAAAGGCAUCUAUGGAUAAAGCUACUCAAGAUAUUGCUGAACAAAUGGGGCAAGCAUUCGCCAUUCGUCAUUAUCAUAUAGAAAGAAGAUCAGAUAAACCAUUUUUAGCACAAAAUACUAAUCCAUAUUCAUUAACAUUACCAGAACCAUUAGGGUUAAAUCGUGCUGGGGUAACACAAAAUCAAUUUGCGUUAUAUGAAAGCUUUGGUAAAAUGAUUCCAAAUGCCGUUAAUCCAUCUCUAGAAAAUCCACAAAUAUCUCCACAACAACCAGAACUGCAAAUGAACCAACUGCAACAGCCUGUGAUAGGUGUACAACCUUUAGUUAAUAAUCAAACCCAACAAGUUAUAUACAAUAUUCGAAACGAAUCAGAACAUGAUCAUAGAAUGCUUGUCCACUUAAUGGAUAGUUUAGUUGCUCAGAUAAAGGAAAAUGCUAAGAAAAAGACUUUAUCAGAAUUAGGUGAGAAAAAUCAAAUUAAGGAUGUAUUGUUACAAAUUCUAACAUGCAUUGCUCAAAGCGCUCAAAAAGACCAAUUAGCAAUGAAAGUUGCUCAAGCCGUUGUUAAUAGCUUAUUUGCCACUAGUGAAAGUCCACUAUGUAGGGAAGUUCUUUCUCUACUUCUGGAAAAACUAUGCUCUUUAUCUAUUGUUGCCAGAAAAGAUGUUGUUUGGUGGUUAGUUUAUUCUCAAGAUAACCGUAAACUAAGUAUUCCAGUAAUCAAAUCAUUGUUAGAUGUUCAUUUAAUAACUGUACUGGACUUGGAUGAGAUGUUAGUCAAUGCUAUGUCUCAUGAUAUGGAAAACUCAGUGAACUUUUCUUUAUCUUUAUUGGAUGAUUUAGUUCUAUCGGAUACUGCAUUUUUAAUGCAAAUGGAUUUUGUUCAUACAAUCCAAUUUUUGAGUAAGUCUGAUUCAAAAGAAGUUUCUAGUUUCUUAAAAAACUUUUCUAAAAAAAGAGUUACCAUUGUAAAUAAAGGUACUAGAAUUACUCAAACUGAGAAAUAUUACUUAGUGUUUACUGAAUGGGUUAAAUUAGUCCAAAAAGUUGAUGAUAAUGAUCCAAUGAUCUUGGCUUUUAUUAAGCAAUUAAUUGAUAAAGGAGUCAUUUCGUCCACAGACGGCUUGAUCGAAUUUUUAAGGGCUUCAUUGGAGCUUUCUGUCUUUUCUUUUAAAGAAAGUGAUCCAACAGGAGAAGUUUUCACUUCAAUUGAUGCUAUCAUUAAAUUAAUAAUCAAAUUGUUUAUUAUGGGUGAAUAUAAGGAAUAUUCUAGAAAACAAUUUUUGAAUUUGGCACUCUCUGUUGUCAUGAUGGUAUUUUCUGAUGACCAUGAAAAGGAGGAAAAUACGUUUAAUGAACGACCAUAUUUCCGUUUGUUUUCUAAUUUAUUAUGCGAAUGGCAAAUAUUAAGUGGCCACCAAUUUAUUAAGGUUAAGAAUGUUGAUACCAGAAAAGAAUUAAUUGAAUUUGAAGAAGAAUUUUAUAACAUUAUUGCCAAGUUUUUACAUACAAUUCAGCCAAUUGCCUUCCCAGGAUUUUCAUUUGCAUGGAUAACCCUGAUUUCUCACAGAAUGUUCUUACCAAUAAUGCUGAGAUUGGAAAAUAAGUCGGGGUGGAAAAGCUUAACUAACUUACUAAUUGAUUUAAUCAAAUUUAUGGAGCAAUAUACCGACAAAAAUAGCAUACCCGAUGCGAUUUCUGUUGUUUAUAAGGGUGCUUUAAGAGUUUUCUUAGGAAUUUCAAAUGAUGUCCCAGAAUACCUAAUUGAGAAUCAUUAUGAAUUAAUGAAUUAUUUACCACCAACAUAUUUGCAAUUGAAAAAUGUGAUUUUAGGUGCAAUUCCAAAAAAGAUGAUGAUACCAAAUCCAUACGACCCAGAUUUAUCGAUGGAAAAUAUUGAAAGUUGUCAGCAACAACCAAAUAUUUUUUAUAAUCCAGUGAAUGAUUUAAAAACUUUAAAGAAGCCUGUUGAUAAUUAUUUACGUAUUCCAUCAAAUUCACUACUAAGAAUAAUUAUUGCAUCGUUAUUUAAAGAUGUUUAUGAAAGAAAAAAUGGUAUUGGAUAUGAACAUUUAAUGGUUGACUCUAAAUUAAUUCGUGCUAUUAUCUUGCAUGUUGGGAUUGAAGUAGGUAUAGAAAACGAAAGAACCUCUUCAAGUGCUGUUUUCAAUACUAAAUCAAGUUAUUACUCACUGUUAUUUAAUUUGAUUAAUAAUGAUACCACCACAAUUGAAUUGAAAUAUCAAAUAAUUCAUACAAUUAUUGAACAACUAAGAUAUCCUAAUAUUCAGACCUAUUGGUUCAAUUUUGUUAUUAUUAACUUAUUUGUCUCUGAUGAAUGGAGUGAUGGAAACAAGAAACAAGAAAUCCAAGAAUUAAUUUUACGUAACAUUUUGGAAAGAAUAAUUGUCAAUAAACCACACUGUUGGGGUAUUAUCGUUUUGGUGAUGAGCUUAUUGAAAUCUUCUGAAGUUGACUUACUAAGUUAUUCUUUUAUUAAAGAGAUUCCGGAAGUCGAAAAUAUGUUCCAACAAAUGCUAAAACAUUUCAAAUCAAGUGAAAUUUCCACCUCUCAAGGAUCAAAUGAUGACAAAGAAUCCCCUGAAUCAGGUUCAGCUCAAAUUGUUUCAAAGGCGUAG
Messenger RNA from Henningerozyma blattae CBS 6284, 6252 nucleotides. It is a transcript of the gene CDC39, whose product is annotated as CCR4-NOT core subunit CDC39. Bases 1 to 6252 code for a protein of 2083 amino acids. Gene Ontology annotation, biological process: nuclear-transcribed mRNA catabolic process, deadenylation-dependent decay. Gene Ontology annotation, cellular component: P-body; CCR4-NOT core complex. Lineage: Eukaryota; Fungi; Ascomycota; Saccharomycetes; Saccharomycetales; Saccharomycetaceae. The record is from RefSeq and is a predicted model, not a curated record. The transcript has a single exon. Gene Ontology annotation, molecular function: molecular adaptor activity.